AUGCCCAAAGGCGGCCUCCUCCGCAGACCCGACUUCCUCAAGUCCCGCCAGUCCGACGAUGCCAUAUCUUCGAAAGCCAAGAAACCUCUGGACCCGGAUCAAGUGUUGGCAGAGAUUGAGGAAGAGCAGCAGUCUGAUCUGAGCGACUUGAAUACCGCCCUUGGUGCCCUGGUCGACGUGUUUCCCGAUGUGCAGCCCGACGUGUUUCGUGAGAUGCUCCUGAGCCUGUCCAACGAGAGCAGACUCGAGGUUGUGACCGAACACCUCUUACGGAAUGGAGCACAGUACAUACAGGGAAGAUACAGGAAGAAAGCAGCCGACGCUGAAACUGGCCAGCCACGCCACACGGAGCCACUCCCCAAGGACGACACCUUCCGCUCGGACAAAUACAAGCGCGCUGUCAAGGACUUGUUCUAUCUCGAAUUCAAGGGUCUGAGUCACUCUUCUAUCAGAGCUGUUCUCGCCGAACACAACUAUUCAUACGCCCUCGCACGCCCUACUCUCCAGCACCUGUCUUCAACAUCUUGGAGAGCCACCAUCUCCACCUUCUUCACUAGGAAACGUCCUGUCACCGCCGAUCCUGUCUCUAAUCCCCACGUCGAAUGGCUACCCAAUCCUUCCGAACCUCUCAACCCGCUUCCGUACCUCAAGCGAACUGGAUGCACAGAGCUGGAUCAAGAGUUGUACCGUGUGUUCAUUGCUCCUGUCUUGGCUCGCCAGAACCAGGAAAGACUGGAUCGGGAUCAAAUUCUGGCACAACAACUCAACGAGACCGAGGCCGAGGAGGCUGACGCUCUGUUUGAUUGCGAAUGCUGCUUCACCGCCUACCCUUUUGAAUACAUAUCUACUUGCGACUCCCAUGCUGGCCACUUCAUCUGUUUCCGAUGCAUAAAGCUCGCCGCAAAUGAGGCUCUGUAUGGUCAAGGAUGGGCGAGGAACAUCGACUUGGCAAAAUCCUCCUUGAGAUGUCUGGCCCCGUCUGUCCCUGAAUGUCAAGGAUGCAUCAACCCCGAUCUUAUUCGAAGAGCUCUGUAUACAGAGAAGGACGGUGUGACAAGUUGGCAAAAACUUCAGGAGCGCGUCAUAUCCGAGAACUUGAUCAACAGCCAGCUGCCUCUGUUGAGAUGCUUAUCUUGUCCUUAUGCUGAGCUUGAUGAGCCGGCCAGUCUGAGAUUCAGAGACCCCAUGACUUUGACAGCACAUUUGGUUCAUAUGCCGAUGGACCCGCUGAAAUCACUGAUCGCGUUGCUGUUUAUCUUUGUCUACCCCAUCGUGUGGGUCAUGUUGUACCCUCUUCUGAUCCUUGUUGCUAUGAUCGACAAGACAGCAUAUGCUCGUAUCCAGGCGUCUAGAACACGUACUGUCCGCCGGAGAAGGGGUUUGAAAUUCACUUGCCAAUCUUCGACUUGCGGCAAGAGCUCCUGCACCAACUGCGGUAGCCCAUGGUCAGAUCCCCACGCCUGCAAUGAAGCUUCUCUGCAGUCUCUCCGACAAGCCAUCGAGACUGCAACCACAAGCAGUAUCAAGCGGACCUGCCCAAAGUGCAAUCUCAGCUUCGUCAAGUCGAGCGGUUGCAACAAGCUCGUAUGUAAUUGCGGAUACACCAUGUGUUAUGUCUGUCGUCAGGAAAUUGGGAGAGAAGGCUACGGUCAUUUUUGCCAGCAUUUCAGGGAGGCCGGAGGUCGGUGUUCAGAGUGCGAUCGUUGUGAUCUGUACAUUGUAGAAGACGAAGAAGGCACAAUCCGGAGGGCUGCGAUCCAGGCCGAGAAGGAUUGGCUGGAGCGAGAAGGCAAGAGUAAAGAUACUGAUGACAAGCUUGGGGCUGUGGUCAAUGAUGUUCUUGCUAACGCCACCGGUGGAAAGAGGUGUGAUUAUGAUGCAUGGCUUGAUUUUUUCAUGGGAAUCGUUUUGGAGUAG
Aureobasidium namibiae CBS 147.97 is the source of this 1917-nucleotide messenger RNA. RefSeq lists its product as uncharacterized. The record is from RefSeq and is a predicted model, not a curated record. Bases 1 to 1917 code for a protein of 638 amino acids. Lineage: Eukaryota; Fungi; Ascomycota; Dothideomycetes; Dothideales; Saccotheciaceae. The transcript has a single exon.